Prunus armeniaca (apricot) is the source of this 711-nucleotide messenger RNA. Lineage: Eukaryota; Viridiplantae; Streptophyta; Magnoliopsida; Rosales; Rosaceae. The record is from the annotation of a GenBank genome assembly.
AUGAGUUUCACUAGCCCUUGCCGUUCGGCAAGAGCCCUUGCCGUUCGGCAAGGGUGUGUUUUGUUCUUGAGCUGGCUCUUGAGAGUUGAGUCUUGGGAGGAAGAGAUCGGGGCUGGUACCGUCCGGCAAGGAGGAGCCUGGAGGGAGGCUGGUUCUUGGAAUGAGAAAAAUCGGAGCUGGGCCCUUGGCAAGUUGAGGCUACACGAGCUGGACCUCUUCGAGUCUCUGGCAUCUUGGCAAGAGGGGCCGGUCCAAUUUCGGCCCAGAGUUAGCGAGGCUGCGGCCACCUUGGCUCGGGUCGAGAAGGAGGAUUGGGGCUGGUCUUUCGAAAUAGAGCUGGGUGUGUUGGGCUUGGGUGUCUUGAUCAGUUUGGAGCUGGGACCCGUUGCAACCUUUUGGGUGUCUAGAGCAAAUCAUGGCUCCUCUGUCUUGAGUUGGUUCCAAGUCUUGAGCAGUUUUUACAGAAAUUGCCGUUCGGCAAGGGCUUGGUUUCAGCUCAACCAAGCUUCGGCAAGCAAGGCAAGGUUCAGCCGACAAGGACCUGGUUUGGUGACCUGGAAUCGUGACCUUGGUGAGCUGUUCUUCAGUUUGUGUUGCGGCCCUUGCCGUUUGGCAAGUGUAGAGAGGAAGGGAAGAAAAUUGGAGCUGGGUCCGAGGUCUGGGCUUUGGGAGCUGGGCUAUUCGGUUACUUCGGCAAGUGCCUGGGCGUGA